Molecule: messenger RNA, 3193 nt
Organism: Biomphalaria glabrata
Lineage: Eukaryota; Metazoa; Mollusca; Gastropoda; Planorbidae
Product: transmembrane protein 26-like
Exons: 4
Coding region: 400-1878 (492 amino acids)
Source: RefSeq, a predicted model, not a curated record
ACCUGUUGGCCACAAUCACCGCUGAGCCAAACGGCGCACUCAUUGAGCCACUGUCUGGCCCCUACAUGCAUGAGAGUUAUCCAACCACGAGAGGUUCGGUGCUUGCUCUUUGACCCGUUGAUAUAUAGAUGCAUGUAUCUUCCCAGCUGUAUCAGUUUACUAGUCAAGUGGCCUUGCAGUCAAGGCAAUUCAAUCGGUUGCACGGAGUCUGCAAUCCUGUGCAAGGAAAAUACAGCAUACUAUUUUUCAAGCUAUUCAUUUGAAGGAUUCUAAAUCACCAGACACUAAAUUCAACCAGGUAUCAGAAAAAGGAAUACAUCUCCUAGAGAGUUAGGCCCACCCUAACAUUGUGCUUGGUUCUCGGCAUAAUUUAUAUAAAAGAAUAUAGUGUGCUCCAAAAUGCUGCCAGUGUUUGACAUCCUGAAGGCCGUCUUUGUCCGGUGCAUACUGGUCAUCCAUGCCCUGGUGGCUGUGUGGAGAGUGACAGAGAGUUACCAUAACAACAUGUACUGGAUCCUGGCUUGUAUUCUGGUCCUUCUCUUUGCGGAGUCAUGCUAUACUGUGAUAAAAAGAAAAGGCAAAGAAUAUCAAAGAUUCAUGCCAGCUUUCUUUUGCUACCUGUGUACAGUUCUCACCUGCAUCUGGCUCCUGGAGCUGGACAAGACGGAGAAGUUUAUUGAGGGUCAAGCUGACUCGCUUGACCAGCCAGCAAACACCAGUGACACUGUUCAGAUUCCUGCUCCGUCCUUGACCCCCAAUACCUGGAUCAUGUUGGUAGAGGAGAUGCUUCCCUACUUCCUGUUUGUCUCACGAUGGAUUCUUCCCAGGGGAGAAGUCAAGAGAGAGCAGCUGGCGGAACUUCUCUUUGCUUUUAUCGGCAUCGGCGGAGACAUCAUGGAGUACUUCUCACUGCUGGGCGAAGAAGCGGUCAGGCCGAACAAGCAGCUGUGCUACGUGGUGCUGGCCAUCUGGUCAUUCUCCGUGAUGCAGUUCACCAUGACCAUCACGGUCAUCCAUCAGCCCAAGCGCCAGAGGAACAUAAACGUGGUAGCUGCGGACUCGGUGGACCUUAGCGCCCACAAGAAGCUGAUGAAGUUCCGUCAUGAGGUGUCCGCCAUCUUUCUGACCAUGAUCAUGCAGGACCUUCCUUUCAUGAUUGUUCGCCUAUACGUCAUGAUCGGCUUCAAUGUGGUCAACUACAGCCUCAUCUUUUUCACUUCCAAAAACAUCAUGAUCAUCUCCUUACUCUUCUACAAACUUAUCAUCAUCUGCUCAGCGUAUUAUCAACCGAAAUCUCCGAGCGAUGAUGACGAUGACGACGACGACGACGACGAUGAUGAGGACGACAAUGUCAGUAGGGGUAAAAAAAAAUCACAGUACCUGUCCCAGAACGGCUCAAAAAAGGAACUCGCUGACUACACCUACGAAACGGAAACAGCUCCAGCAAGCCAAAACAUUGACGUGGAAGCCAACAUUAAGAAACGAAACAAAAAGAAAGCACCAAAAUCUGACAGCAAAGCUUCAAACCCAUUCCCCGAGGGUAAAAUCAUAGUAUCUGGCAAUGGACUCUCGGUGAGUCCAUAUCUUAUUGAAAACCCUUCCUACCAACAUCCGCCCAACGGAGCAGCUAAAAACUUGACCACCAGGUCGACGAAUACAACUCCGACAUUGCUGCGGGUGCCGAAGGACGGGUUCAUAGAAAUCGAGCAUACGACGCCCCGGGGAGAUGAAUCUCAGGACACAGGGUUCACCUCAGAGAAGAGCCGCUCUAACUCUGGCUCCAAGAGAUCAUUGGAUGGUUCCAACUCAUCAUCGGACAGCUCCCAUUUUAAGUUUUCAUUUAACGAAGACGCAGCCGUCAAAACUGACAAUGACUAAGAACAAGAUACCAGUAACCCUCAUAGACGUCUUAUUGAAAAGUUCGGACAUUGAAUAAAACUAUGCAUUAAAAAAAUAUGGUUUACAGUACAAAAAGACAUUUUCAGUGAAAAAGUAAAACAAACUGAACAUUAUGUACAUAUAUAUAUUAGUUGAGCAUUCGAAAAUGACAAUAGAGAAUUAAUUCUAAUUCUUGUUUCCAUGACAAUAUUUAAAAACGUACUCCCUUAUUUGUUUAUUUUUAGUGUGUUCUGAUUAUUAUUGGGAAAAGAGAGAAGUUUAAUAUUAUUCAAAAUAAUGUUUGAAGCUAUUAAAAACAUGUACUGGAGGAAAAAAAUAGAUCAAUAAUUUUUUAGCCAGCGUUUAUCCGAACACUAGAACCAUGUAAAGUCAACGAUGUUAGCGUUGUUACGUAGUCAAAAAGUUAAUUAUCCGGUGUAAAGACUGCAUUUCUUCCUUGUGACUUGACUUAAGAUUGAGCACUGACAUAUAUGUCUAUGAAUUGGAGUAAGACAGUGUAUAUUUAAAUACACAUUUUUUAAAUGCAUCGCCGAUAUGUGCCUAUCUAGGGGUUUCACCCGAAAAUAAAUACACAUUUUUUAAAUGCAUCGCCGAUAUGUGCCUAUCUAGGGGUUUCACCCGAAAAUAAAUACACAUUUUUUAAAUGCAUCGCCGAUAUGUGCCUAUCUAGGGGUUUCACCCGAAAUUAAAUACACAUUUUUUAAAUGCAUCGCCGAUAUGUGCCUAUCUAGGGGUUUCACCCGAAAACGCCACUUCCGAUGACGUGCCUUAAAUUAUGAUUAUGAUUAUUGUAGAUUUCAAAUAAAAAAAAAUAUAGAAUGAAAGCUUUGUAGUUAUAAAACUUUAUAAUCAAUAAAACGUUCUCGCCUCAAACAAUCUUCGUUGAUAUCUAUACACCGCUAUCUUCUAUGACUAUGAGAAGAAUCUGCUUCAGUUUUCAAAGUGGAUGAGACUAAAAAGGCUCCAAAUACUUAAAAGUGUAUACACAUAUGUAACUUGUAUAAUAACUAUUCAUAUAUGUAACUCUUAUAAUAACUAUUCAUAUAUAUAACUCUUAUAAUAACUAUUGAUAUAUGUAACUCACUCUUACAAUAACAUAAUGUUUAUGUUGAAUUGGGUGUUGUUCCACUUUAUAACUGGAAAAAAAAUAUUUAUGACAUUGUUUGAUUGUUUAGUAAAAUGUACAUUACAUGCAAUGUUUUAUUACCGAGAUGUCUGGUUGACUUUGUUACCUGAAGCCAGUGUGUUUAUUAUAAACUUGGACUGUACUGAGAUGUAUAAAUUGAUAUUUUUU